This is a messenger RNA of Kogia breviceps (pygmy sperm whale), 6128 nucleotides long. The record is from RefSeq and is a predicted model, not a curated record. NCBI's taxonomy places the organism in Eukaryota, Metazoa, Chordata, Mammalia, Artiodactyla, Physeteridae.
UGCUAAGAACUACUGGCAUCCACCAGAUGCUAUAAGAGUCAAGGAAGGAUUGUUCCCUAGAGCCUUUGGAGGAAGAGGCAAGGCCCUGCUGGCACCGUGAUUUCAGCCUUCUAGCCUCCAGAACUUGGACACUAGGAAGCUACUCUACCCUCUCGUACGGGAAUGAUGCUGCAGGGAGAGGGCUGCUCUCAGCAGUUGGAGAGUUAUUGGGUGCCCUAGACCUUACCCCAGACCUUUCAAUGUCUCCACAGCCCUUAAAGAAUGCGUUCCAGAAGCAGUGACACAGAGGGCUCAGCCCAAAAGCAAUUUCCAGGACAUAGUGAAGACUACAGUUUCCAAGGUCCUGGGGACAUGAAGCAGACACAGCAAGACAAAGACCCCACCAGUGAGUUGGAUGCAAUCCUUCCAUAUCCUAAGUCACACAGUGGUAAUGGCCACCAAGGAGAAGACCUCUCAAGAGACGACCUAUUAUUUCUUCUCAGCAUUCUGGAGGGAGAACUGCAGGCGCGAGAUGAAGUCAUAGGCAUUUUAAAGGCUGACAAAAUGGACUUGGCUUUGCUGGAAGCUCAGUAUGGGUUUGUCACUCCAAAAAAGGUGCUAGAAGCUCUCCAGCGAGAUGCUUUUCAAGCAAAAUCUGUCCCUUGGCAGGAGGACAUCUAUGAGAAACCAAUGAAUGAGUUGGACAAAGUCGUGGAAAAACAUAAAGAAUCUCACAGACGAAUCCUGGAACAGCUUUUAACGGUAGAAAAAUCUCACAGGCAAACCAUAUUAGAGUUGGAGGAAGAAAAGAGAAAACAUAAAGAAUACAUGGAGAAGAGUGAUGAAUUCAUAAGCUUGCUAGAACAGGAACGUGAAAGAUUAAAAAGGUUAAUUGACCAAGAAACAGAGUCCCAGAAAAAGAAGGAGCAAGAAAAAGAGAAGAGGGUCACUGCCCUGAAAGAGGAGCUGACCAAACUGAAGUCUUUUGCUUUGAUGGUUGUGGACGAACAACAAAGGCUGACGGCACAGCUUGCCCUUCAAAGACAGAAAAUCCAAGACCUAACCACAAGUGCAAAGGAAACACAUGCUAAACUAGUCCUUGCUGAAGCCAGAGUUCAGGAAGAAGAGCAGAAGGCAACCAGACUAGAGAACGAUCUGCAAACGCAGACCACAAAGUUUCACCAGAACCAAGAAACAAUUAUGGCAAAGCUCACCAAUGAGGACAGCCAAAAUCGCCAGCUUCGACAAAAGCUGGCAGCACUCAGCCGGCAAAUUGAUGAGUUAGAAGAGACAAACAGGUCUUUACGAAAAGCAGAAGAGGAGCUGCAAGAUAUAAAAGAAAAAAUUAACAAGGGAGAAUAUGGAAACUCCAGUAUCAUGGCUGAGGUGGAGGAGCUCAGGAAACGUGUGCUAGAAAUGGAAGGGAAGGAUGAAGAGCUCAUAAAAAUGGAGGAGCAGUGCAGAGAACUCAAUAAGAGGCUGGAAAAGGAAACAUCACAGAGUAAAGACUUUAAACUCGAGGUUGAAAAACUCAAUAAAAGAAUUAUGGCUCUGGAAAAAUUAGAAGACGCUUUCAACAAAAGCAAACAAGAAUGUUACUCUCUGAAAUGUAAUUUAGAAAAAGAAAGGAUGACCACAAAGCAGUUAUCUCAGGAACUGGAGAGUUUAAAGAUAAGGAUCAAAGAGCUAGAAGCCAUUGAAAGUCGGCUGGAGAAGACAGAAUUCACCCUAAAAGAGGAUUUAACUAAACUGAAAACAUUAACUGUGAUGCUGGUAGAUGAACGGAAAACAAUGAGUGAAAAAUUAAAGCAAACUGAAGAUAAGUUACAAGCUGCUGCUUCUCAGCUUCAAGUGGAGCAAAAUAAAGUGACAACGGUUACUGAGAAGUUAAUUGAAGAAACUAAAAGGGCACUGAAGUCCAAAACUGAUGUGGAAGAAAAAAUGUACAGUGUAACGAAAGAGAGAGAUGAUCUAAAAAACAAACUGAAAGCGGAAGAAGAGAAAGGAAAUGAUCUCCUGUCCAAAGUUAACAUGUUGAAAAACAGGCUUCAAUCAUUGGAAGCAAUUGAGAAAGAUUUCCUAAAAAACAAAUUAAAUCAAGAUUCUGGUAAGUCCACAGUAGCAUUACACCAAGAGAACAAUAAGAUUAAAGAGCUCUCUCAAGAAGUGGAAAGACUGAAACUGAAGUUAAAGGAUAUGAAAGCCAUUGAGGAUGACCUCAUGAAAACUGAAGAUGAGUAUGAGACUCUAGAACGAAGGUAUGCUAAUGAACGAGACAAAGCUCAAUUUUUAUCUGAAGAGAUGGAACAUGUUAAAAUGGAACUUGCCAAAUACAAGUUAGCAGAAAAGACAGAGUCCAGCCAUGAACAAUGGCUUUUCAAAAGGCUCCAGGAAGAAGAAGCUAAAUCAGGUCACCUCUCAAGAGAAGUGGAUGCACUGAAAGAGAAAAUUCAUGAAUACAUGGCAACUGAGGACCUGAUAUGUCACCUCCAGGGAGAUCAUUCAGUUCUGCAAAAGAAACUCAGUCAACAAGAAAACAGGAACAGAGAUUUAGGAAGAGAGAUUGAAAACCUCACUAAAGAGUUAGAGCGGUACCGUCAUUUCAGUAAGAGCCUCCGGCCCAGUCUCAAUGGAAGAAGAAUCUCUGACCCUCAAGUAUUUUCUAAAGAAGUUCAAACAGAAGCAGUAGACAAUGAGCCACCUGAUUACAAGAGUCUCAUUCCUCUGGAACGGGCAGUCAUCAACGGUCAGUUAUAUGAGGAGAGUGAGGACCAGAAUGAGGACCCUAAUGAUGAGGAGUCCGUGCUGUCUUUCAAAUGCAACUCAUCUACUCCCUGUCCUGUUAACAGGAAGCUAUGGAUUCCUUGGAUGAAGUCCAAGGAGGGCCAUCCUCAGAAUGGAAAAAUACAAACUAAACCCAAUGGCAACUUCGUGCAACCUGGAGAUCUAGUCCUAAGCCACACACCUGGGCAGCCACUUCAUAUAAAGGUUACUCCAGACCAUGUCCAAAACACAGCUACUCUUGAAAUCACAAGUCCGACCACAGAGAGUCCUCACUCUUACACAAGCACUGCAGUGAUACCAAACUGUGGCACUCCAAAGCAAAGGAUAACCAUCCUCCAAAAUGCCUCCAUAACUCCAGUGAAAUCAAAAACCUCUGCUGAAGGCCUUAUGAAUUUAGAGCAAGGCAUGUCCCCAAUUACCAUGGCAACCUUUGCCAGGGCACAGACCCCAGAGUCUUGUGGUUCCAUAACUCCAGAAAGGACAAUGUCACCUAUUCAGGUUUUGGCUGUUACUGGUUCAGCUAGCUCCCCUGAGCAGGGACGCUCUCCAGAGCCGAUAGAAAUCAGUGCCAAGCAUGCAAUUUUCAGAGUCUCCCCUGAUCGGCAGUCAUCAUGGCAGUUUCAGCGUUCAAACAGUAACAGUUCAAGUGUGAUAACUACUGAGGAUAAUAAAAUCCACAUUCACUUAGGAAGUCCUUACAUGCAAGCCGUAGCUAGCCCCGUGAGACCUGCCAGCCCUUCAGCACCACUGCAGGAUAACCGAACUCAAAGCUUAACUAAUGGGGCACUAAACAAAACAACCAAUAAAGUCACCAGCAGUAUUACUAUCACACCAACAGCCACACCUCUUCCUCGACAAUCACAAAUUACAAUCAAGGAGGUAUGCAAGCAGAGAAUCCCAACACGGAUCCCUAAACCAAAAUCUACAGGCAUUGCUAAGCUUUCCCCUAAAGCUCUCCCAGGGCCUAUGGAUAAGACUGGCUGUGGGAAGCUACACAUCAUAAGGACUGUCACCUCUAAUACUUUCCUCCACAUGGGAGGGAAAAGGUAAGUCAUGCAAAUGUACUGCCUGGAUAUUCACCUACAGAAAUGUCUGGAAAGCUGGAGUUACUAGUAUGGAAGGACAAAGAUGAAGGGCUGUCUCUCCAGGAAAUGGUGAAACAGCAAACAGACAGAUGGUUCAUUCACAGGUUGCUGGACCUGGUGAAUAUCAUCCUGAAAGAGCAGGACAUCUGCAAUUACUUUAACUAUAUAUGUAUAUGCAUAUACACACAAUCACAGGCCCAGACACACACCCCAAAUCCUCCCAACUCCUCAUCCUACUUGUAAUCCAACCCGAAGUUGGACUAUCAUUAGCUUGGAAUAGGACUGAAUUCAUUAGAACAGUUCAAAAGUUUUCUAGCGAACCCAGAAGUAAUUCAUUCCACAGAACUUUGCCAAGAAGAUGUGGUAUCCAGGAUUCCUAAUCUGCUUCAAGAAAGUCAGAUUAUUUCCAUCAAAAUGGCAGGACAAUUAAAAUCAUACUUUAAGUUCUAAAACUAUGACUUCUUUAUGACCAGGAGGAAAAAAACAAGUGGUACUUCUUAGUUACAAAGAAGAAAGGAACAACAAAAAUGAGUAACAGCUGAACACAUCCUUUGUGUGGCCUACCUCAUAACUGCUGGUGUAGUGUGCACACUUGGCUGCUGGCACUUAGUCUUCUGUCCCACUUUCCCUAGUAAGUUGCCCCUCCUGUAUAUACAGGCCAUGGAAUCUCAUUGCUAGGCUUGUAAAGCAAACCAUUUUAGAUUGGUAUCGUUGCUUUCUAUAGUAAUCAGGACAUCUGAGAGUCAAAGGUCACUAAUACUAAGAUCUUUUAGGGAGAUAUAAAUCACUGUCUUCGAUGUUUUAAAAAAAAGACAAUUUAUCAUCUCAAAGGACAUUAUUUAAUCACAUCUGAAUCAACACUAUUGAAAACUCAGUUGGUUCAAAAAAAAGCUUGGGAUCAGGAGACUCAAACUCCAAUUCCAGUUUUUCACUCAUUUGACACUGAGCUUGGCAUUCAUUAGUCUAAGCCCUGAGUUUCUAGUAUGUAAAACAGAAAAGCUGAAUAAUUCUUCAGGUCCCUCCCAGGUCUCAUCAUCCAUGAGUACGUCAACUACGAAAACUGAAUUCAACCAGUCACCUACAAGGCAGGGCUCAGUUCCCUGGCAGUAAACUAAAGUAGUUCUUUUCUUCACACUAAAAACUCACCGAAUCAAGGGAAACAUGUGUCUGUAAUUUAGUGUGGAUAGAGUAACAUAAUGAUAUUUUAAGACAAAUAAGGCAUUUUUGACCUGGGAGACAGUUAUAUCUCACAAAGCUUCAGUCACAAAAAAUGAAUACAUUCUACGAAGAGCACGACCCAAGGUUUUCUGUGAUUCGGCACUAAGAACUGGAUGCAUGAUCUUGGAAGAAAUCCUGCUGGUUAAGGACAGUGCUUUAGCUGGCUGUCCUGGGAUGGAGUCAGCAGAGCAGGAGCAAAGGAACUGCCAUUCUUCACAGUCAUCCAGCCAAGCCCAAUUCAAUGCAUUGAUGUCACUAUACAAAUGUCCCUGGGACCCACCUCAAUUUCAAGGAGGAGGAGAAGGAGCUGGAAGUCUGGGUAGCAUUGAGCUAUACAAGCCAAAGAGAGGGAUGAUGUGCAGUAGUCAGCAGGCAAAUGGCAUAGGGAGAAGGUGAGGAGGUUGGGUGAAUUAAAAACCCGAAGUGGAAAAGUCUAAGUUAAAUGAAAGCAGUAAGAGAAUGGAAGGAGUGGACUACAAAAAAGAUGACGACCCUCUGACAUGAAAAUAAUACAAGAGAGACAGUUCAGAAGGAAGUGCAGGGCAGUAAUGGGUGGAUGGUGCAGUGGGAAAGUGUAGGGGGCUUAGGGAUAUGCCUGACAUUAGCAGGUAAUAUUCAGCGAACAGAGAGUGAGUGAAUGAGGGAGAGAAGGGCCAUUCAGUCAAGACAUAAGUGAGAAAAGGUGCUAAGAGAUCUCAAUGGUAUAUGAUAGGGUCAGGAAAAGCAGAUAUGCUGGGUAACAUUCAACACUGAUAAUUAUGCUAAUGCAAAGAAAAAACACUGAACCUCCUAGGAUGGAACCCAAAUAGACUGAAGAAAACCAUCAAACAAAGCAGGAAAAACAAGCACCAACAGUACUCCUAGAAAGACUCAAUACCCUGGGAAUGUUUUACCUUGAAGAUGAACACAAAAUACAUUUUACAUUAGAGAUUUCAAAAUUGUUUUCUGCUAUGUUAAGAGACUUCCUAAAGUACAUUUUCAUGCCAAGCUGGCAUAAGUUCAAGAGCAAGCAAGAUAAGAAAGACAAGAUAUUGUACAAAUAACUAAAAAAAGGAUAGGAAA